AUGGGCAACCAAACAUCUAAGGACGCUGGCGCCGGACCUUCCAAGUCAACUGGCAACGGAGACCGUAGCGGCCCCGAGGGCUUGCAGUCGUACCCGUCCUUCAGCAGGUCCGACACCAAGGAUUCGUCCCGGUCGUUCCGGUCCCUCCGGUCCAAGAUACCAGGGUCGGGAAAGACGGAUAGCCCCAGGAGCUCCACCAUACUUUCGAGCGGGGACGGGACCGAAAAGUCGGAUGCGGCCUCGGUAAGAUCUGGGAAAAGCGGAAAGGCAGCCUCGACCCGAGCUGCCCGCGCCGAUUCUGUUCCAACCCCAGGCUCGCCUUCGUCGGUCGACACUGCCACAUCUCCCAUGGCUGAUGACCAACCGCCCCCGUCGCCGAUUCAGUCGGCUUCCAUACGGACAGGGAUUCAUGAUGUCUCCGCUGCCCAGGCAAGCGGGGAAGUUGACCAAGUCUCGGACCAACCGCCGUCAGGAGGUGGGAACCCUGGCGUGUCAACCCAGCAACCCGGGCAGUCGAUUCUCGUAAAACGCGAGAACACCAUCAACCCCGUCUCGGAUAUGGCUUCACAAGACUCUGGCAAGGAAGAUGGAGUUGCCGGGGUUGCAAUGGGCGAUAUCAACGAUAUCGACCUCGAUGAUUUUAUCAAGCGCCUUUUGGAUGCCGCGUAUGCUGGUAAGGUUACGAAGAGUGUCUGCCUCAAGAACGCUGAGAUAGUGGCCAUCUGCACGCGAGCAAGGGAGUGCUUUUUGUCACAGCCGGCUCUCCUUGAGCUUGACGCUCCUGUCAAGAUUGUGGGAGAUGUCCAUGGCCAAUACACCGACCUGAUCCGAAUGUUUGAGAUGUGCGGGUUUCCACCGAGCGCCAACUUCUUGUUCCUUGGCGAUUACGUCGAUCGUGGAAAGCAGUCGCUUGAAACCAUACUGCUCUUGCUCUGCUACAAGCUCAAGUACCCGGAGAACUUUUUCCUGCUCCGUGGAAACCACGAGUGCGCCAACGUUACGCGCGUCUACGGCUUCUACGAUGAAUGCAAGCGGAGGUGCAAUGUCAAGAUCUGGAAGACGUUCAUCGACACAUUCAACACACUUCCAAUUGCCUCCAUCGUCGCCGGGAAGAUCUUCUGCGUCCACGGCGGCCUCUCGCCCGCUCUUGGCCAUAUGGACGAUAUUCGGAACAUCGCCCGUCCCACCGAUGUCCCCGAUUAUGGCUUGCUCAAUGACCUUCUUUGGUCUGAUCCUGCCGACAUGGAGCAGGACUGGGAGGCGAAUGAACGGGGCGUUAGUUAUUGUUUUGGCAAAAAGGUCAUCACGGAUUUCCUUGCCACGCACGACUUUGAUCUCGUUUGCCGAGCCCAUAUGGUGGUGGAGGAUGGCUACGAGUUCUUCAAUGACCGAGUCCUGGUCACCGUGUUUAGUGCGCCUAAUUACUGCGGAGAGUUUGACAAUUGGGGAGCCGUCAUGUCGGUAUCUUCCGAGCUCUUGUGCAGUUUCGAGUUGCUCAAGCCGCUUGAUUCGAACGCUCUCAAGAGUCACAUCAAGAAGGGGAGGAAUAAGAGGAACCAUAUGCUCAACAGUCCGCCUGCGAGUGUUUAUCCACAAAGCGUCUGA
This is a messenger RNA of Lasiosphaeria miniovina, 1605 nucleotides long. RefSeq names its product Metallo-dependent phosphatase-like protein. NCBI's taxonomy places the organism in Eukaryota, Fungi, Ascomycota, Sordariomycetes, Sordariales, Lasiosphaeriaceae. The record is from RefSeq and is a predicted model, not a curated record. Gene Ontology annotation, molecular function: protein serine/threonine phosphatase activity. Bases 1 to 1605 code for a protein of 534 amino acids. Gene Ontology annotation, cellular component: nucleus; cytoplasm. The transcript has 3 exons.